Molecule: messenger RNA, 2245 nt
Organism: Alosa alosa (allis shad)
Lineage: Eukaryota; Metazoa; Chordata; Actinopteri; Clupeiformes; Clupeidae
Product: tyrosine-protein kinase ZAP-70
Exons: 13
Coding region: 296-2128 (610 amino acids)
Biological process (GO): innate immune response; cell differentiation; cell surface receptor protein tyrosine kinase signaling pathway
Cellular component (GO): extrinsic component of cytoplasmic side of plasma membrane; cytoplasm
Molecular function (GO): non-membrane spanning protein tyrosine kinase activity; ATP binding; signaling receptor binding
Source: RefSeq, a predicted model, not a curated record
CCGACACACAGAGCUAUGUGACACUCCUCCCCUGCAGGUCUUAGAGGUCUGGAAGGAGGGACACACAUCUCCUCAGCAGACCAAAUAAACGACAGAUCCCUCUCUUCUCCCUCUCUUCUCCAUCCCUCUCCUUCUACCUCUCCGUCACAGCGGCCUGCCGAGGUCAAGCGUUUCCUUGCGUGGCUCCAAGGCCUCGCUCUGAGGGUUUGUGGUCCUCUGUGUAAGCGUGUGUCCUCUGAGUGUGUGUGUGUGUCGUCUCUGUGAGAGAGUGUGUGUGUGUGUGUGUGUGUUGAGGAUGUCGGACCCUGCGACCGAGCUGCCCUUCUACUUCGGCAGUAUCAGCCGUGCGGAGGCAGAGGACCACCUGAAGCUGGCGGGCAUGUCGGACGGCCUCUUCCUUCUGCGGCAGUGCCUGAGGAGCCUGGGUGGCUACGUGCUGUCGCUGGUCUGGGACCUGCAGUUCCACCACUACGCCGUGGAGAAGCAGAUGAACGGCACCUACUGCGUGUCCGGGGGCAAGCCCCACUGCGGCCCCGCCGAGCUGUGUGAGUACUACAGCAAGGACGCCGACGGCCUGGUGUGCCCGCUCAAGAAGCCCUGCCUGCGCGCCCCCGAAAACCCCAUCCGCCCCGGAGUCUUCGACACCCUCCGCGACAACAUGCUCCGCGAGUACGUCAGGCAGACCUGGCACCUGGAGGGAGAGGCCAUGGAGCAGGCCAUCAUCAGCCAGGCUCCUCAGUUGGAGAAGCUCAUUGCGACCACUGCCCACGAGAAGAUGGCCUGGUUCCACGGAAAGAUCGCCCGUCAGGAGGGGGAGCGCCGCCUCUACUCUGGCAUCCAGCCAGACGGCAAGUUCCUGGUGAGACAGAAGGAUGACUCUGGCACCUUCGCUCUCUCUCUCAUGUACGGUAAAACCGCUUACCAUUACCAAAUCCAGCUGGACAAAUCAGGAAAGUACUUCAUGCCAGAGGGAACCAAGUUCGACACUGUGUGGCAACUGGUGGAGUAUCUGAAGAUGAAGCCCGACGGCCUGGUCACGGUGCUGAAGGAUCCGUGUGUCAACCGCAACAACGCCUCCGCACUCGCUGUUCCAGUUGCUCCUAAGCAGAGGAGGCAAGGGAAUGGAUACACACCGCCCCCUCGUGCUGACUCCAUGACGGACUCCGAGCCGCGGCGGGCCAUGCCCAUGGACACCAACGAGUUCACGAGCCCUUACGACGACCCCGAGGAGCUGAAGGAGAAGAAGCUCUGCCUGAAGAGGGAACAGCUGAUGAUUGACGAGGUGGAGCUGGGCUCAGGGAACUUCGGUUGCGUCAAGAAAGGCGUCUACAAGAUGAGGAAGAAGCACGUGGACGUGGCCAUCAAGGUUCUGAAGAGUGAGAACGAGAAGGGUGUGAAGGACGAGAUGAUGCGUGAGGCGGAGAUCAUGCACCAGCUGGACAACCCCUACAUCGUGCGCAUGAUCGGCCUGUGCGAAGCCGAGUCCCUCAUGCUGGUCAUGGAGAUGGCGCCGGCCGGCCCACUCAACAAGUUCCUCUCCAGCAAGAAGGAUCAGGUGUCGGUGGAGAACGUGGUGGAGCUGAUGCACCAGGUGUCCCUGGGGAUGCUCUACCUGGAGCAGAAGAACUUCGUCCACAGAGACCUGGCCGCCCGGAACGUGCUGCUCGUCAACCAGCACUACGCCAAGAUCAGCGACUUCGGCCUGUCCAAGGCCUUAGGGGCAGACGACAACUAUUACAAGGCCCGCUCGGCAGGGAAGUGGCCACUGAAAUGGUACGCCCCGGAGUGCAUCUGCUUCCACAAGUUCUCCAGCAAAAGUGACGUGUGGAGCUUCGGGGUGACCAUGUGGGAGGCCUUCUCGUUCGGAGGGAAGCCUUAUAAGAAAAUGAAAGGCCCGGAGGUGAUCAGUUUUAUUGCAAGUGGCACUCGAAUGGACAAUCCAGCAGGAUGCCCUGACGUAAUGUACAAGGUUAUGCUGGACUGCUGGACGUACAAACAUGAGGAAAGGCCGUGCUUUGCCAAGGUGGAGGAGCGCAUGCGGCUCUACUACUAUUCCAUUUCUAAUAAGAAUCCUCUGGAUGCCCAGCUUGAAGAGAACACGAGCCUGGCACCUAGCACUGACCUCUGAACUAUGUGCCAUGGCAACCUGUAGCACUGUUAUGUUAUGUAGCCAAUGCCAGCUAGCAAACCAUUUACUGAUCUGAGCCUGAAGCCAUGUUCUCAUUAAAUGCUUGGUUUAAUUGUG